Messenger RNA from Symbiodinium pilosum, 194 nucleotides. Lineage: Eukaryota; Dinophyceae; Suessiales; Symbiodiniaceae. The record is from the annotation of a GenBank genome assembly.
GGCGCUGGAGAACAACGACGUCCCAGCCUACAAGCUUUUCCUCUUCUCCGCCCUGGCCAUGCUUGCCGGAAUCGGAGCGCGAGAAGGCUGCACCGGGGCUCCUUUCCUGAAUGACGGCCAUGGCCAGAGCGUCCUGUUCGGUCUGGAGGCCCUCAAGCAUCUUCAGGAGAAGACCUGCCAGGAAGUAUAUUGGA